CUUUGUGUACGUCUCGUGUUGUCGUAACAGUCCUGUGCAGUGCUACUGUGUCUGUGUUACGUGAUAUUUUCAUGUGCGUGUCUCCUGUGGUCACAAUAUAGGUAUAUGUGUUUUAUGUUUUGCAGUUUAUAAGUGAAGGUGGAUUUAACUGCGACGUCGGUGUGUGCAUGUGCGCGAGUGUCAGUGGCAUGCGGGGCGGGCUCGCGCGCCGCUAGCGCGAGCAUGCUGCGCGUGCGCGCCGCCGCGGCGCACUUCGUGCUCCUCUGCUUGACACACGUGUCACCUGGUUUCUGCGACGUAGCUGGCGGUGCGGGUUCAGUAAACGCGUUGCCGGCUGGCGGCGGAACACGGCUUGCUCCGUCCUUCGACGCGGCUACUCCACGGAACGUCACGGCUCUUGUUGGCAAGUCCGCGUACCUGAGCUGCCGAGUCAGAAACCUUGGCAACAGAACGGUGUCAUGGAUACGUCACCGCGACCUGCACAUACUGACUGUCGGCGGCUACACCUACACCUCGGACCAACGGUUCCAGGCGACGCACUCGCCGCAGACGGACGACUGGACGCUGCAGAUCAAAUGGGCGCAGCAGCGGGAUGCCGGCGUCUACGAGUGCCAGGUCUCCACGCAGCCGGUCCGGUCCUUCUUCGUUACGCUGCACGUUGUUGAUUGCGACGAGAUCUACCAGCGGAUGUUUUCUGAUGGAGUGCCGUCAGCGCGUAUCCUCGGCGGCCCAGACCUGCACGUCGAUAUCGGCUCCACCAUCAACCUCACUUGCCUCAUCCAAUUCAGCCCCGAGCCGCCCGCCUACAUCUUCUGGUACCACGAGGACGAGGUGAGCGGACGCAAACAGGUGAUAUCGUACGACUCUUCGCGCGGUGGCGUGUCGGUGGUCACAGAGAAGGGCGCCGCCACCACCUCCUACCUGCUAGUGCAGGACGCCACGCCGGCGGACUCGGGCCGAUACUCGUGCGCGCCCUCCAACGCCGAGCUUGCCUCAGUGCGCGUGCACGUACUCAACGGAGAGCGACCGGCGGCGAUGCAGACGGGCUCGGCGGGCCUCUCCAACAGCUGGCGCUGCAUAAUUGCGCUGCUGGCGGCCUGUGCUCUGCACGCACGGUUGCUGCGCGCGCAGCUCGCCAGCUGAUGCGCGCGCGCCGCUCCACGCGCUACACGGACUCUGCCAGUGCACAGUGUCGCCGCCUAGUGAAUAAUAUAUGUUGUUCUAUCUCGUACAUAAUUUUAUCCGGUGAAAACUUAGUUUUCGAUUACAUAAGAAAUAAAAUUAUUUAAAAGAUUAGAGAUUUUACAAUAAAUGUAAGAUUUUUAUGAGCGAGUAAGGUUUGCUCUCUGUUGGCCGCUGCUUGCCGUCGUAAUUUAGAAAAUCGACAAAGGCCUAAAAGAAUCGUUCUCAUAAAAUACAAUUUUGAUUGCAAAUUAUUUUUACAAUCUGCGUUGGUUUUAAGAUUUAAUAUUGACGUACUUGCGUAAUGCCAUUUCAAUGUUCAUUGUUUAUAUAAUUAAUAAAUCCACCUCAGUAGUGGCCGGCAGAGAGCUAGCUCGGACUAGACUGUUCUUGUGAGUGGCCUUCGUCCUUCGCUCCUCCUCACUGUAAAUAAUCACGUAUAAUAUAAGGGGAUGAGUUGUAUCGUAUCAAUAUUUGUACAUGUGACGUACACAGCGGCCGAUGUUGCAGUAGUUAGGUUUAAUAUUCGUAUACCAUUUGAGUUUUCAUAAAAAUGUUAGUCAAAUUGCACAUUUCAUUAAUAUUAUUGUCCUUUAAACAAUGCUUAUCGUCAAACGAGAUGUAAAUUGUCAUUUCCACUCAGAUCACUGAACACAACGAUAAACGUAACGUUCAGACAUUGCGCGGCGAACGUAUUCGAAAUCAUCGAAAUUUUGUCGCUUAUCCUUGCAAGCAGCACGAAUGCGAACACAUGUACUUAUGUAGGUACUUUAAUCAUAAUAUGUCAACAUAACAAAAGACCACGAGAAUGUCCACGUGUGGACGUGACCUUUUGGUACAUGUACUGCUUGUGCAUCGAAGCUCGUUGCUAAUAAGUUCUUUUUCAUAGUAGUUGUCAACUAAAAUUCAUGAAAUCAUGAAAAGUAUUUAUAAUAUAAUUUCCUUUGAAGUCAUUAAACCUUUACUCUUAAGAUGUUCAUUCGAUAUUAUAUCUAAGAAAGCGCCUUUAGAUAUAAUUAACUCUGUCAGUAAGUAUCGCGUGCCGUCAGCGCACCGUCACUGAGAAUGUUCCCGCGCAGUACUAGUUCCAUUCCAACAUCUUUUGUAUAUUAUAAAUAUAAAUGAAUAGUAUACUUCUAUAAAAGUAUCAAUACUGAUAAUAUGUGGAAUUCAAGAUUUGUCAAAAAAAAUAUUUACCAUUAUAACAUUAGUUCAUUGAUUAGAUUAGAUACAUACAUAUACGGAUAGGAUUUCGAUUUUAGUUUAUUUAUUUAUUGAAAAGUAAAAACAGCGUUACAUUUUAUUUUUGUAUACAUUUAAUAAGUUUUAUUAACAUAUAAAAAUUAUAUUAUUAUAUAAAAUAUUAAUAUUUGACGACUGUUUGAUGAACGAUAGAAAGUAAUACACAAUUGUAUCGCACAUUUCAUGUUUGUAGAAUUAUAACUUUUAUAAUAACGCAAGGUUGUCGCCGUGUGUGCUGUGCUACACUGUGUCGAUAUAUGUUUCAAAUUAAAAAUGUUUUGUUUUCACUUUCCGAACAGAGUAACAAUAAUUAAAAAUCCAUUAAAUUAAUAUAAUCUCGUCUCAAUGAGAGAGUGUGGAAUAUGACUCACGGAUGUUUGUGAAGCUAAAGGAAAGUGUGAGUUUAAUAUAGAGAUAUUAAGUAGGAGUUAUCAUCCAAACGACACAGACAGUCGAGCGAUAGCGGUAGACAUGAUAUCGACGCAUUUACAUCGCAUCCACAUCUUUUUUAAUCGUUAAUUAAUAGGUGAUGUGACUCGCAUGAGAAAGCCUUAAUCAGUGUCGGAUCAGCCCGUGUGUGGACCUCGACGUCGCCGCCGUGCUCGGAGCGCGUACCCAGACUCGAGCUGCGAAAUGAGAGUUUAAUACAAGUGUUACAAGCGUGAGCCGUGGCGGUCGUGCGAAGAACACACACGCCUGUCUGAAUCAAUGUGUUCUACCGGUGUAAAGUUCGAUAACUGCCAGAAUAUAAACUCGAUAUUACUUUAUACUUCGACCAUAUUUCAUAUCAGAGAUUAAACAAACAUAGAAGCGACCUGUAACAACCAACAUUUUGCUUAUACUUAAAACCAAAAAUGUUGUUCCUAGUUGAAAUGUUAUAAUCUCGAUUUCGUAGUCUUUGCAUUUUUACAGUAUUUCUUGUGGCAAAAUUAUGUUAUCGUGUCGUGUAUUUCAUUGUAUAUUAAUUUAUAUUAGCUAGUUUUGUAUCAAUAAUAUUUAUUAACGUUUUAAGGAGAAAAAAGUGUAAUAAGUGUAAUAUUAUUAUGUAAUAUUAAGUAAAUAAUAUACUAAAUAAAGAACCACAGAGAGGCCAUGUCGUGUAGAGGAGAUAUUAGCACUCUAAGAUAAUGUUUUGUAAAUUAAUCUUUCCAAAAGUAAGGCUUGGAUAUAGUCUUUAGUUAAAGCAAUUAAUUAAAAAAGCUACGUGGAUUUGAUCGGACGUACCUACUGUUCUCUAUAAUUAUUUUUUAAUAAUGAAAAGAGAAUAAAGAUUAAAAUUGUUAUGAAAAGUGGCGCAGCCGCUGUACUCAAUGCUAUGCGAAAUAAAGCUAAUUUUAUGUUGUUAAUUAAUAAACCUAAUAAUAUAUAAAUGAUAAAUUUUAAUCUUAUAUAAAUAGUCGACGACGAAAAUUCGAAAUGUUAUUAUACGAUAACUCUCGUCGAUAAAUUAAGCGAUAAAUUAAUUUAUAGCAAACUUUUUUGUAAUACAGAAUUCCUAAAGUACUAAUAUUCAAUAUUGUUUUGUGGUAGCGGAAUUCAAUUCGUCGAGUGAGUCUGCGAAUCACGAAUCAGUAUCCAAUUAUUGUAACCUUAAUUAAUUUUCGUUAUGAAACUCUUCAAACAAGAAUGCUGUAGUCGUAGCCUUUAGUCUUUUAUGAUAUUCUACUAUCGACUUCUCGGUGCGGACUCCUAGUAGGCCUCUACCUUCGCGUACUCGUACUACUCGACCUAUUUCAUUUUUUAAAUUCAAAAAUAAAUCUUAACUAUGUAAACAUAAGCAAAGCAUUUAUUUAAUAUUAAAGUACUAGUUAAUUGAAAGAUGACGUUUGUAUAGCGUAAUGUAAAUAUUACUGAUAGGAAAGUUUUACAAUAAACUGAUCACGGUAGAGAAGAUCACUUCAAAUUGUAUAGUAUGGAGUCUACGUAUGUAAAACAUAAAACUUUAUGUAUACAUGAAUCGAAUAAGUUUGUUUUCAAAUAAAAUAUUUAAUA
Nymphalis io (European peacock) is the source of this 4416-nucleotide messenger RNA. Its product is annotated as zwei Ig domain protein zig-8-like. Gene Ontology annotation, biological process: synapse organization. Gene Ontology annotation, cellular component: neuron projection membrane. The transcript is spliced from 8 exons. The record is from RefSeq and is a predicted model, not a curated record. NCBI's taxonomy places the organism in Eukaryota, Metazoa, Arthropoda, Insecta, Lepidoptera, Nymphalidae. The coding region runs from base 223 to 1143 and encodes 306 amino acids.